Petromyzon marinus (sea lamprey) is the source of this 5683-nucleotide messenger RNA. Its product is annotated as guanine nucleotide-binding protein G(s) subunit alpha-like. Gene Ontology annotation, cellular component: heterotrimeric G-protein complex; cytoplasm. Lineage: Eukaryota; Metazoa; Chordata; Hyperoartia; Petromyzontiformes; Petromyzontidae. Gene Ontology annotation, biological process: adenylate cyclase-activating dopamine receptor signaling pathway; sensory perception of chemical stimulus. Gene Ontology annotation, molecular function: G-protein beta/gamma-subunit complex binding; GTPase activity; GTP binding. The record is from RefSeq and is a predicted model, not a curated record.
GCGGGGGGGGUUUAUUUUUUGACAUUUGGUGACGAUUAUUUUUGUUGUUAGUGGAGGGUAGUGGGGGGGUGAGAUUGGAUUCGUUGGAUGCUGUAGCCAAGCCAAGAGUCGUCUUGGGUGGAAGUCAUUUUCCGUAUUUUCGCGAUAGUGACAAACCAAGCGGCCUCCUAAUUUGAUGAUUUAGGGCUGUUAUCGGCGCCACUCUUCGUCAUCAGCAGCAGCAGCAAAACGAUCAUCAUCACCACCACCACCAUCAUCACCACCAUCACAACCAUCAUCAGCAGCAAUAACAUCGUCCGCAGUAGAACGAAAGGGAAGGCAGUCAGGCGAGCUGAUUGUUGUUAGGGGCCGGCAGCCACAAUGGGGGCUUGCUACAGCCUACGCGCUCGGCUCCUCGGCCCCGAUGUUCCACUCGCCUACGAGACAACGCAGCAACAACAACAGCAGCAGCAACAACAGCAGCAGCAACAACAACAGCAGCAGCAGCAACAACAACAGCAGCAACAACAGCAGCAGCAACAGAACCAGCGGGGAGACGUAGAACGAGACCAGCAGCAGCAGCAGAGAGAAGCGGAUCGCGAGAGGGAGGUGCGGAUGCAGUGGAAGCGGGAGGACGAGAAAGCGCGGCGCAAGACGAACAAGAAGCGAAGCAACAUCAUCGACAAGAAGCUCAAGGCGGAGAAGAGGGAGUACAAGCAGAGGCACCGCCUGCUCCUUCUCGGGGCUGGAGAAUCUGGAAAAAGCACCAUCGUCAAACAGAUGCGCAUCUUGCACGUGAACGGAUUCAACGCCGACGAAAAGAAACAAAAAAUUCAAGAUAUCAAGCGGAACAUCAGGGAUGCUAUUGUGGCCAUCACGAGCGCCAUGAGCACCCUGGUACCGCCCGUGGCGCUCGCGAACCCCGAGAAUCAGAUGCGCGUCGACUACAUCCAGAAGGUCGCGUCGCAGCCGGACUUUGAGCUCACGCAGGAAUUUUUCGACCACGUGAAGGCCCUCUGGCAGGACGAGGGCGUGCGGAUGUGUUACGAGCGAUCCAACGAGUACCAGCUCAUCGACUGCGCCCAGUAUUUCCUUGACAGAAUUGACACGGUGCGGCAGAGCGACUACACGCCCACCGACCAGGACCUGCUGCGAUGCCGAGUUCUGACUUCGGGGAUCUUUGAAACCAAGUUUCAGGUGGACAAGGUCAACUUCCACAUGUUUGAUGUGGGAGGUCAACGGGAUGAGAGGAGAAAGUGGAUCCAGUGUUUCAACGAUGUCACAGCCAUCAUAUUUGUGGUGGCUUGCAGUGGCUAUAACAUGGCACUGCGCGAGGACCCCAGUGUUAACAGGCUAAAAGAGGCCCUUGACCUCUUCUGCAAUAUCUGGAACAACAGGUGGCUCCGAACCAUCUCGAUCAUCCUCUUCCUCAACAAGCAGGACCUCCUGGCGGAGAAGGUGCUGGCGGGAAAGUCGCGAAUCGAGAAGUACUUCCCAGAGUUUGCGCGGUACACCACGCCAGCCGAAGUGAGCCCUGAAUUGGGCGAAGAUCCGCAAGUGACGCGAGCAAAGUAUUUCAUCCGGGACGAGUUCCUGCGCAUCAGCACGGCGAGCGAUGACGGCCGCCACUACUGCUACCCGCACUUCACGUGCGCCGUCGACACGGAGAACAUCGGGCGCGUCUUCAAGGACUGCCGCGACAUCAUCCAGCGCAUGCACCUGCGCCAGUACGAGCUGCUCUGAUUGGUCGGACGAACCGAACGGGGAUCCUACGCGCAAAAAGAAAAUGUUUUCGAAUGGCGGCGGCGGCAACGGUAAACGACAACAAAAAGAAAAUUAAAAGUAAAAAAAAAAAAAUUUGACGGCUGUAAACAAUCGCCGAGAACGAAUUGGAAGGAGGAGUAACUUGGCGAGUUCGACUUGCUCGGUUGCGCCCGUUUUGCUGUUCGGCCAAAAAAACAAAAAACGAGAAGACUAAACCAAUAGUUGCUUCGACUACAGCGGAACGCGUGAGCAGCGGGGAACGCUCUGAACAAUACCCCGUCCAUUAACGAACACUCACUUUUUUCAACCCUUUAUUUCAGUUUUGUCGUUGCAGACAUGAGCACAUUGUCUUGGGACAGUGAAGGUGAUGGACGUCAAAGCCAGUUUCCGGCUGUGGGGGGCGGGUGCCAUUUCUUAGCUGCUCAGAAAAACGGGGGACCGCAAGAUGUCUGCGUCACGCUUUCCUGAUUGUUGAUUACUCGCAGGAAACGAUUUGCGACGAGAAACCGCAGGGGUAGAAAUCGUUGGACUGGGAACUUCACCGUUUCACAAUUGCAUUGCGUCGCCUGUCCCAAUUUUUCUGCUCGGACAGAUUUUCUGCAUGUCUAAUCAAAAAGGCUGCGAGCGUCAUCUUUGCCACGUGCGCGAUGUUAUUUUGUCGUGGGUUGGUGUCGAGCUUUCACCUCCCCCGGUGUACGACGCUGCUGUGUACACACGAAAGGGUUUUUUUGUCCCGGUGGACUUUUGGGUCGGCGACGCUGAAUUGGCCGGGCUGCUCUUGUCCCCACUGCAGGGUAGAGAUGGAAAAUCUGUCGAUCGGGGCUGUCUUCAAAAACAACCCAACAACAACAACAACAACGGUAGCACGAAGAUUCUGGCUGGACAUCGCGAUCUAAAGGAGAAGUGGUCCCAUUUUUUUAAAUAAUCGUUUACUAUAUUAUUACGGAACUUCAAAACUACAAAGAUGUGUGUCGUCGCAAAGUUCGCAGCAGGUAGAGCAACCAAUAAAUGUCAAAGUGGCGAGUUGUGCCUGUGUGUACGCGCGUGCCUAUGCGCACAUACCCACGCAUCACGUGAAGUGCAGUCUUGCGGAUUAAACAAAAAGUUGACGGAUAGAAAAAAUGAACGGCUCGACAACCAACAACAGCAACAGCGGCAAGCCUGCACAGAAGAAACGAUGUUCGCUCGAAACGUUCACGCGAAACCGAUACCAAACGCGCGCCAGAGCCACGCGGGCUGGCGCCGCGACACCGACGCCUGGAAGUGUGGGGGGGGGCGGUGGGGGGGGGGGGGGGGCGCCACGCGGACCGAGCCUCCUCCUCCUCCGCCCCCGAGGACCACUCCGGCCGCCGGCAGCCGCGCGUCCUCGCACCAUCGCCGCCGCCGCUCGCGCUCACCGAUCACUACAGAGAACUCUCGCGCUUUAUUUCGCCGAAUCGUUUUGAGAAUAAGCAGCAGCCACCACCCCCCGCCCCCCACCCCACAAAGCAAAGGGCUAUGCGUAUUGACGGUUGAUCUUAUGGGUUUUUUUUGUUUGUUCUUCAGUUGCAUUUCCCUUUUUUGUCGCCGAUGUUUUUUUGUUUGUACGCUCUGUCCCGCAAGCACGUGCUUCUCGUGGAGGUGCGGUCCGCCCGCACGGCGCGGUGCAACCGCUAAGACUUCGGUGCAACACGGACUACUUAGAAAUCCCCAAACGCAGCUACUCGAUGCGACGGCGUUGUUGUUCGUCCCUGUGGAGGGGCGGGGGGCGUGGCGGUGUCGUCCCUGCGAUGCAACGGAGGAGAGUGGAGGGACAGACGUACACUUUGGCGGCCGCAGAGGUUCGAGGGCGAGCACGGGGGGUACAUUUUUUUUACAUUUUUCCCCCGCUGCAGCGGCAGAGCCGUGCUGUCGACGUUGCGCGCAACGUAACUAGCGGAGACGCAAGCGGACGAUGUGACUGCGUGCAAUUACCGCGCCGUUAGCCUUCCCCCUCCCCCCACCUACACCCCUGGCACUGCUUUGCCCCGAGCCAGAUUCGGAUGUCUUGUGGGGUUAGUGUUGCGACGAUUUGGUUCCGGCUUGGCGGUGACAAAAUUGCCCAGUGGGGGGGGGAAAAAAAAAACACGUCCAAGUGAGGGCCCCCCCACAGCUGGCUCAGCUCGCUUGUGCCGGUAGAAGCGGGGGGGAGUAUUACUCGCCUCCACGCCAACUCCCGGAGCUUAAUUUCUCGCCGAACUAUUUCAAUGCCGCCCGGUAGGCCGGAGCGGGCGGCACGGCGACCGGGCAGAAUCCUCGGCCACGGUGAGGAACGGGAACGGGAACGUCGCGCCAGCUGAGGGUUCGGUUUUACCUGGGUCGCCGCUCACGCGGACAGAACCCGGCUUGAAGUGAAGCCCUGCCUGAGAGCCGCGUGGCCCACCAGCCCCACCCCCCCCGCCCCUCCUUGCUGUGUUCUAAGCACCGCCACCAUCACUCCGAGCUCGGGAUGUGUGCGUACACCAAUAGCCAGUAUCAAAAACCACCACACUUGAGCCAGAGUGAAUGCAAGCGGUGUGUCCCCCACCUCCCCCCCCCACCUCAUGUUUCAUAGUCUAGAUGCACCACUGUGUCCAAUAAGCUUGCAGCCAAAUAAGAAAAGAAAAAGUAUAUUGGCACAGUAUUGAAGUAUAUAUAGAGAGAGAUGCGCGUAUUAUGUGGAACGAUCUAAAAAAAUAAGCGACGCAUUGCUUCGUCACUAACGCAAAUGAAGGACACGGGAAACAUAUCCUUUUGCGUUUAAGCAAAACAUCUUAAAAAUGAUAAUAUUACAUGGUUGAUUUGAUUACUCGAUCUCUAAAGCAGCAAACGAAUGCACACACAGACACAUCCUGUAUAUAUGUGUGUGUGUGCGUGCACGCGUCAUGCCGUUACUUUCUCUUUGUGUCGGCACUUAAAGCGGAAACCCCCAGGCCGUGCUCGCCUUCGUGCUUUGUGCCACAGCCGCGGCGUCAUCGCGUAGCCAAAAAAGAAAAUCGCGUCGACGAUUGGGUCACGCCGACGAUGUUUUGGGUGCAAGUGGUCGUGGCGGGAGGGGUGGGACGGUCAUUUGGGGCGAUCUGCCCGGAACGAGAGGGCACGGAGCGGGUCGGCACCGCGCCUUGUCGGUGGCCCAGCAUGGGGGUUGGCACGCCGCAUCCCCGACGGGUGGUGACGAUGUUGCAAUGCAGUCCGCUGGAGUCAGCAGCGCCACUGUAAGCACAUUCAUUGUGCUUACAGGUGUGCUCACGUGGCGAUAUUGGCGCAGUUAUGCAAAGCACACACACACACACACUCCCUCAGCUGUAUUUGGUUUUUAUUUUCAUGAUCACGUUUAAGUCUAGAGGGGCGCGGCUGGGGGGGGGGUGGGGGUGCAGAAGUUUCAAAAGUUGCCGUGAUAUUAAAGUAAAAAAAAAACCCCGCUAUCGCACUUUGGCAAUAAAGCCAGCUUGCAAGACGCGGCAAUCUCGCCUGUCAGUCGUCGUUGUCAUCAUCAUCAUCGUCGUCGUCGUUAUUAUUAAUCCGAGUUCAGGCAGCCAUGGGCGAGUUGGUAUUAAAUUCUCAAGUCACCGAAUGUACCAGGCACUCGUUGUCUGCGUGUUACGCCUGCGUGCGCGCUCUCUCCGCUGCUGUAUUCCGCGUAAGAUGACAGAUUGGGUCUACGACUCGACGUGUACUGAUGUAUAGUGUUGCCGACCACACGUUACCCUUAUAAUUAUUAUGAUAACAAUACAACAGCUGUGACAUUAAAAUUGAACAAUUUGCGCAAUAGCCAAUGCCAUGAUGCUCUGUAUAAAGCCGCAAACACUAAAUGUCCAUAAAAGCAGUUACGUCAUAGGGUUUUCAAUAUUGAGAGGAAUGGUUAACUGUUUAAAAAAAUAUAUAUAUGCUAAGAAGGUGUGUACAAAAAAAGUGGGAUAUUGUAUAAAAUUACGGAAUUCUG